Messenger RNA from Xyrauchen texanus (razorback sucker), 598 nucleotides. RefSeq lists its product as uncharacterized. The coding region runs from base 59 to 343 and encodes 94 amino acids. The record is from RefSeq and is a predicted model, not a curated record. The transcript is spliced from 2 exons. NCBI's taxonomy places the organism in Eukaryota, Metazoa, Chordata, Actinopteri, Cypriniformes, Catostomidae. Gene Ontology annotation, molecular function: protein binding.
GCGAAACCAUACCUUCAUCAUUUUGCAAUAGCUAAAUGUUCAAGGCGUUCUCUUAAAAAUGGGAAAGAUUUACCAGAUCAUGGUGGUUGGAAUAAAAGGGGAGAAAAAAACUAUUGAUGUAGCGAAUUCUGAGGAAGAAUUCAACAAAAUGACUGUUUUGGAAUUCAAAAAGAAAGUUGCAGAAAAAUUGCCGGGUCAAGCAGGGGAUGAUCCAUCGUCUCUGAGACUGCUCUACACAGAUAAACAGCUAGAUGACAAAGACACGUUUUCAGACCACCAAAUUAAGGACCGCUCCACUCUCUUCCUGGUCUUGCGUCUACCCGGAGGAUUACAAACAUCAUGAUGAGUCUGAGUCUGACGGAAACAAGUCCACUUUUUCUUCACCUCCACAUUUGUUGUCAAACGAAUCCACUUGCUCUUCACAAAGCUAUUAUAAUGAAGACAAUAAGGCAUGAUUUUUCUGUUAGCGAUUCAAGGGGACUGUUCAUUAGAUCUUCUGUAAAGCUGCUUUGAAACGAUGUGUAUUUUGAAAAGUGUUAAAUAAAAAUGACUUGCCUUUGGAAGGAAUGGGUCGCUGGGGAAUAAAACGACAACUUUG